Molecule: messenger RNA, 1310 nt
Organism: Eleginops maclovinus (Patagonian blennie)
Lineage: Eukaryota; Metazoa; Chordata; Actinopteri; Perciformes; Eleginopidae
Gene: homezb
Product: homeobox and leucine zipper encoding b
Biological process (GO): regulation of transcription by RNA polymerase II
Cellular component (GO): nucleus
Molecular function (GO): DNA-binding transcription factor activity, RNA polymerase II-specific; DNA binding
Source: RefSeq, a predicted model, not a curated record
AGAUGUGAAAGAUGAGGCAGAAAGUUGAUGGAGGUUCACAGCUCAUACAAAAGACACCCAGCGCUCCUGGGGAGACUUUAUCAGAAAUAAACGUUGACCCGAUGGCUUUCAAAAUAAACCAGAGCAGUGUAGUGCGUCUCCCCCUGGUCUCUGACAAUCAGAGGCUUAUAUGGGUGCACUCCAAUGAGGUAAACCUACAGCCGGAUGGUGCAGAAGAGCUGGGAAAAGCCUUGGACCAGUUUCCAUACCUGACGCAGAAACAGACAGCUACACUGGCACUGUGCUGCUCCCUGCACCCAGACCAGGUGAGGGUGUGGUUCAUGGUACAGCGGCUCCGCUAUGGCAUCAGCUGUGAAUUUAGAGACAUCAGCAAGGUCCGGAGGCAGUUCAAGUAAAUGGGGGAGGCAGAGCUGCAAAACAGGAAGGAGGAACAGAAAAAGGAUGGAGAAGAAAAUAAGGAAUGUAAAACACCUGAUGGGAAGAAGGGAGAAGAGGUUAGGGACGAACAGGUAGCGAGUGAGGGAAGGAUAAGGGUUGGAAAUGCGAAGGCUGAUGAACCAUUGGAGAGAGAAAUGACGCAGGAGCAGCGAAUGAAGAAAGACCAGGAUGGAGAAGUAGAAGAAAAGUCUCGGAAGAAGCGGAAAAGGAAGAAGGUGACAGACGAAGUGGAAAUUUAAAAAACGACGCAAGGGGUAGAGUAUAUUGUGGAGAGCAAAAGAAGCACACAUAGUGAGUGUCAGAAGCCCACUCAGUUGGAGAUAACUCUUUUUACCAGACGAAAGAACAAGCCAAAAGCAAACACGUAUGUCCCUAAAAGUGGGGUACCCAAUGAGACACAGUAUGGAAUGCCCCUGCUCAUCCCCUUGGUUCAAACUCAGGCCUUCAACAUGCCUCCUCUCCCUGACAACCAGACAGGACCACUGAAAAAAGAUGACACAACUCCUUCUACCUCAAAUAUAAAAAAAACGUAGAAAAGCCACUGUGAGGAGGAGUCAGAAACGCAGACGCAAACAGAGUCAACAAUCACCAGCGGCGUCGAUGAUAAACUGAAGAUCAUGUUGCUCGAUAAUCGAAACACAUGCACACUUCCCACUCAUGUGGAACUCAAAACAGAGACAAAGACGCAGACUCAGUUGAAGAGGAUGAAGGAGGCUUUCACCGAGUGCCAGUAUCCAGACAUUGAGGAAUACAACAGGCUGGCUCUGUUGGUCGGAAUCCCGUGCUACAAGUUGAUUCAGUGGUACAGAGGCAUAUGCCCACCCGCCCAUCACCCAGUUUUGGUUGGGAUUUGGGGGCCACAGUGCUCCUAG